Prorocentrum cordatum is the source of this 876-nucleotide messenger RNA. The record is from the annotation of a GenBank genome assembly. Lineage: Eukaryota; Dinophyceae; Prorocentrales; Prorocentraceae.
AUGGGCAAGCAGAUUGGCCGGCAGCAGGCCAUGGACGCAGCGAUGUGGACCUCUCGGCACUGCGAGCCUGAGGCCCCGCUCAACGGCAGACUGCGCCAGCAAUAUCUGGCGAAGAAGGGCAUCCGCGAGUCGACGCUCGAGCGCGGGGCGAUCUCAAGAUGGUGCUUCCACAGCAACGUCGACGACCUGCUGGUGGUUCGCAAGACUGUCUGCCCUUCGGAAAGUGUCCUAGAGGACCUGCAGGAGUCGUUGCGCUCGGCGAAGCGCGACGCGGCCUUCGAGCACUGCGGGGUGCAGAUCGAAAUUUGCGACCGAGGCAUCCGAGCUUCCCAGGUGAAGGCUGAGAAGGCAGUGGAGCACAUCGACGUCAGUCUGGCUCAGAAGGAGUCGGCCGAGGAGCUCGUCACUCAGGAGGAGCUGAGUGGCCGCGGUAGCACGAGCGGGCAGCUGCAGUGGCUAGCCCACCGCUCAAGGCCGGGCGCGCAGCGGACGCCCGCGCUCAUCGCGGCAGACCUGAUCGCCGCCGAUAAUGGCGCCGGGCAGAUCAAGGACACGAUCGAGCGAGCCCUCUAUUGCAGGAAAGGCGCGGCGAGGCUCGAGGACUCGACGGCCCUGGCCUACGGGGGCUCCUCGUUCGUGAGCGUCGAGGGCGAGAAGAGCCAGGCGGGUGCAGGUCCGCGCCUGACGAAUGACCCACGGUGCGUGAUCCUCGGAGGCCACGACAAGCAGGUCCCGCCUAACUGGGCCAGCUGCGGGGUCAAGCACGCGGCACGGCCCGCGCUUGCGGCAGAGGCUUACGGCAUCAGGGAGGCGAUGGAGCACCACCCAUUCCUGAGGCACUUCGUGUUCGAGCUCUAUUCGGACGGUGGCGUCUAG